CUCCCACCGCCAUUUGCAAUUCAUAUAGUUUUAUGUGCUUGUGCUGGGUGUUGACCGCGCCAACUUAUCUCUUUUGCUGAAAAUUUUUCAACAAUUCUUCAUUAAAUUCAGUGAAAAAUAAUUUAAAAAAACUCUUUUCAAAAACUUUAAUAAAGUAUUGAAAAAGUGAUAUAUCCAAUUUAUUAACAAGAAAUAACCAAUAUGAAACGAGGCGAUAACCAACAAAUGCACGAUGAUGGAGGUCCACCACAAAACAAGAGGCAACGUGGUGGUGGCGGCGGCGGUGGUGGUGGCCACGGCGGAGGCAAUAAUGAUGAACAAGUCCGAUUAUUGAUUCCCAGCCGUAUUGCUGGUGCUGUCAUUGGCAAAGGUGGCCAACACAUUCAGAAGAUGCGUUCUCAGUAUAAAGCCACUGUGUCUGUCGACGAUUGCCAAGGCCCCGAACGUACAAUUUUAAUUGCCACUGAUUUGGAUUCAACGCUUAAAAUCAUAACUGAAAUGCUGAAAUACUUUGAAGAGAAAGAUGAUGAAGUCGAUGUUCGCAUUCUUAUUCAUCAGAGUCUUGCGGGUUGCGUUAUUGGUAAAGGUGGCGCUAAAAUCAAGGAAAUUCGCGAUAAAAUCGGCUGCAGAAUUUUGAAAGUAUUUUCGAAACCAGCACCGCAAAGUACCGACCGCAUUGUCCAAAUUGUUGGAAAGUCUGAUCAAUGUACAGAAGCUGUACGCGAUGUUAUUACUUUGACCCGGGAGACCCCAAUCAAAGGAAUGAUAUACAAUUAUGAUCCUAUCAACUUCGAUGACGUGUAUUCUGAUGAAUACGGCGGCUAUGGAGGUGGUGGCGGCGGUGGCCAACAGAAUGGUGGUAACAAUGGCGGAGGCGGAUUCCGUGGCGGUGAACGUCAGUCUCGAUUCGAUGGUGGUCGAGGUGGUGGCGGCGGCGGUGGUGGCCGUGGAAUGGGAGGAGGUGGCGGCGGCGGUGGUGGAGGCGGUGGCAAUGGUGGCAACCGCUUUGGAGGCAAUAAUGAUCGCGGUCGAGGUGGUGGUCGCAACGAAGACCGCAGUCGAAGUGGUGGUCGGCGCGAUAGAGAAUAUAUUAGUCCAUGGGCCAGUGAUAACGGUGGUGGCGGCGGCGGCGGUGGUGGUGGUAUGGGAGGAGGCGGUGGUGGCUUCGGUGGUGGAAUGGGCGGAGGAGGCUCUGGUGGAUUCGGUGGAGGAAGUGGAGGUGGAAGCGGUGGCUUCGGCGGCAGUGGGGGAGGCAGCUUUGGCGGCGGUAAUAGUAGCUUCGGUGGUGGAAGUGGAAGUCUAGGCGGAGGUGGAUUCGGUGGAGGCAGUAGUGGAUUCGGUGGAAGUGGAUCAAUGGGUGGAGGAGGCGGUGGCUCCUUUGGCGGUAGUGGUCUUGGUGGAGGAAACUUUGGAGGUAGCUCGGGAGGAGGUUUCGGAGGCGGUAGCUCCAUGGGUAAUUCAGGAGGAGGUGGUGGUGGCUUCGGAGGAGGCAACCUAGGAGGUGGUUCAUUUGGAGGAAGUGGAGGCGGAGGUGGUAGUGGAGGUGGAAGUGGAUUCGGCGGCGGAUCGUCCCUUGGAAACGGUAUGGGAAGUCUUGGCGGCGGCGGUUCCGGUGGAAUGGGAGGAGGCCAAAGUGGUGGCGGCAGCGGAGGUGGAUCGUUUGGUGGUAAUAAUAACAUGAAUGGAGGAGGUCAAACACAGCAUGAUCCCAAGAACAGUACCCAAGUAACGAUUCCAAAAGACCUCGCUGGUGCUAUAAUUGGUAAGGGAGGCGGUCGCAUUAGACGCAUCCGUAACGAAUCCGGCGCAUACAUUACCAUUGAUGAGCCACUACCUGGAUCCACCGAUAGAAUUAUUACCAUUUCUGGUAAUCCAAAGCAAAUACAAAUGGCCCAGUAUCUACUCCAACAGAGUGUACAUGAAAACAGGAGAAAUGAUUUUUAAAUUUUAAUUCUAAACUUAAAAUCGAAACUAAAACAAAACAAAAUAAUAAUACCAUCAACAAAAACACAGAGCAUAAGAAGAGUAAAAAGUAGAGUGACAGAGAGAGACAAAGAAGAGAAUAACCGAACCGAACAGAGCCACUGAACAAUAAGCAUAGAAAACAGUAAAUGUUCAUCACUUUCCUGUUCACACAGCAAUAACAACAACAACAACACCAACAUCAACAACUCAAAUCCCUUUUUACAUUAAUAAUUAUUUUUAUUAUUAUAUAUAUAAUGUAUAAUUGUAUUCCACCAUAGUAAAUAAUAAUUAACCGACUACUUUUUAUCACAUUUAAUUAAAAAAAAUUAAAAAUUUGUCUAGAAUCUAAGAAACAAUUAUUAUGAUGAUGAAGUCCACUGCAUGUAAAAGAAUUACAAGAAAUAAAAACAAAAUAAAAAAAUGCAAAAAAUUUUAUAAAUCACGUUUAUAUCUACAUACAAAAGAAAAACAAAAAAAAAUAGCAGAAAAUCACGAGUACAAAUAUUCAAAGAAAAACAAAACUAAGUCUUUAAUUCACAAUACCAACAACAACCAACAAAACAUUAAAAUAAAUCUAAAUCUUAAUAAAAAAAAGAAAUUGAAUUAUAAUUCUGUAGAGCUUUUGAUGAUGAUGAUAUUGUAUUAUGAAGUAAAGAUGAAACUUGGCUACACAUAGCCAUUAAAACGAUUUUUGUUUAGAAAAUAAAAAUAGUAACUUUUAACUUCUAAUGUAGUAUAUAAAAAAACUUUUGUCUGUUGAAAAUUUAAGCGCGAGUAAAUUCUAUACUCUAUGAACAAAAAAAUAAAUUUAAAAAAAAAAACUAGAACAACGUGCAGCUGCAAAAACUUUGCAAUUUUGUAGUCAGAAAAAUAGUAAUUCUUUUACUUGAUGGAAAAUUUAAAAUUAAGUUUUAAAAAAACAAAAAUGAAGAAAAACAAAAAUGCUUAAAAUAAAAGCGAAAAAUUGUACACAAAAGAAAACAAAAAAUAUGUUAAGCUAAAAAAUCAUUUUCUUAAUCAUGUACGUCUUACCAAAACAGUCAAUAAAGCGAUCGCUUGAUUUUGUAAAAAAAAA
Molecule: messenger RNA, 3040 nt
Organism: Episyrphus balteatus (marmalade hoverfly)
Lineage: Eukaryota; Metazoa; Arthropoda; Insecta; Diptera; Syrphidae
Gene: HnRNP-K
Exons: 10
Coding region: 202-1944 (580 amino acids)
Biological process (GO): regulation of mRNA splicing, via spliceosome; regulation of transcription by RNA polymerase II
Cellular component (GO): nucleus; cytoplasm
Molecular function (GO): mRNA binding
Source: RefSeq, a predicted model, not a curated record